AGUCACGUGCCAGCCAAAGAUGGCCGCGUUCAGCGUAGGAGAGCAAAAGUUGGAGUGAGCUCCCAGCGUGGCCUGCAGAGGACCGGUGCAGGCAUCGAAUGCUGUGAGGAGACCAUAAGUGCAAGGAUCAAGAAACUACUGGGCUAUUUGAUGAAGAACACGUUUGACAUGCAAAGCCUAAAAUAUUUACUUUGUGGCCCUUCGGAGAAAUUUUGCUGAUUCCUAUUUCAGGGUAUACCUAUAUAUAUUAUUGAAAAAUAUUUUAAGGCUCAAGAUGGAAAAUCAUGAACCACAUGAUACUGUCAAGGAAAACUUAAUCUUCAAUAUCAUAACCAGAAAAAUUAACCAACUCCCAGAAGCAGAAAGGAAUCUGCUCGAACAUGGAUCAGCAUAUGUUGGACUUAACGCUGGUCUCUGUGGUCUAAUAGCAAAUAGUCUUUUUCGACGCGUCUUAAAUGUGACCCAGGCUCGUAUAGCUGCUGGCUUACCAAUGUCAGUGAUCCCAUUUUUGACUGCAGACUUAUCUUACAGAGGUUUUGUAAGUUUACCUUUGAUUACAGGUGAUUUGAAUUGUGAAACCUGUACCAUAACACGGGGUGGACUAGUUGGUCUUGUUCUGGGUGGUCUGUACCCUAUUAUCUUGGCUAUACCUGUGAAUGGUGGCUUAGCAGCCAGGUAUGAGUCAGCGCCGCUACCAGAGAAAGGAAACAUCUUAACUUACUGGACUAGAGUUUCUAAGCCUAUCUUUAGAAAGAUGUUAUUUCCCAUUUUGCUCCAGACUAUGUUCGCAGGAUACCUUGGAUCUAAACAAUAUAAACUAUUUAUAAAGGCCCUUCAGUUACCUGAACCUGGCCUAGAAAUUCAGUGACUGUUAAAACAAAUGUGUACACAAAAAUAAAAUUAUGAUGUAUGAA
This is a messenger RNA of Neogale vison (American mink), 914 nucleotides long. It is a transcript of the gene TMEM126A, whose product is annotated as transmembrane protein 126A. The coding region runs from base 275 to 868 and encodes 197 amino acids. Gene Ontology annotation, biological process: mitochondrial respiratory chain complex I assembly. The transcript has 6 exons. Lineage: Eukaryota; Metazoa; Chordata; Mammalia; Carnivora; Mustelidae. The record is from RefSeq and is a predicted model, not a curated record. Gene Ontology annotation, cellular component: mitochondrion.